GAGGGGUCGUCUGCUGCGACGGACACUCAUGAGAUAUGCCAACUUAUCAUCAGUUCUUAUCCUCCGCUCCAUCAGCACAAGAGUUCGUAAGCGUUUCCCAACUUUGGAGCACGUAGUGGAGGCUGGCUUCAUGACCACACAUGAGCUGAAGAAGUUUGAGUCUCUACACUCUGAUUUCAACAAGUACUGGAUGCCUUUGACUUGGUUCACAAACCUUGCUUCCAGAGCCAGAGAGGAGGGUCGAGUGAGGGACGACAUCGCUUUGAGACUGCUGAUGGAUGAGCUGAAUAACUACAGAGCCAAGUGUAGCCUCCUGUUCCACUAUGACUGGAUAAGCAUCCCCCUGGUCUACACUCAGGUGGUUACCUUAGCAGUUUACUCUUAUUUUGCCUUUUGUGUGAUUGGUCGACAAUUUCUGAACCCUGAGAAAGGAUACAAGGAUCACAAGCUGGACAUGUACAUCCCUGUUUUCACCCUGCUGCAGUUCUUCUUCUAUGCUGGCUGGCUCAAGGUGGGGGAGCUGAUCAUCAAUCCAUUCGGUGAGGACGAUGAUGACUUUGAAACCAACCAGCUGAUUGACAGAAACAUUCAGGUGUCAAUGCUGGCUGUAGAUGAUAUGUAUCAGAACCUGGCUCCAAUUGAGAAGGACAAGCACUGGGCGCAGAGACAUUUCUCCAUCCCUUACACUCUGUCAACAGCAGCAGAGACUCUCAGACCGGCCUUCAAAGGCUCCACUUUUGACAUGAGGAUGAGUGCAGAGGAUCUUGAGAUUCACCAGCCUGCAGACACUCCUGGAAAGAAACAGUAUUUACCUCUUAGAGGCUCUCUGGGUGACGGUCUCGACAGUCUUCUGCAGAGAGGCAAAGGUAUCCUGAGAGGUGUGAGCCUGCCAUCUCUGAUGGAUGUCUCACCUAUGGUCUCACCACACCCAAAUGAGGAAGAUGAUUCUGAUACUUCCCCUGAGGGCGACACCAACACCAGCAACCACAAAGAACAUGAAAAUGCACUCAUCAAAGUUGCAGUGGAGUACAACCAGUGAAAAUGAAUCUGAUACUUAAACACAUUGUGUGUUUUUGAAACAAGA
Epinephelus moara (kelp grouper) is the source of this 1084-nucleotide messenger RNA. RefSeq names its product bestrophin 4 (gene best4). The transcript has 7 exons. Gene Ontology annotation, molecular function: chloride channel activity. Lineage: Eukaryota; Metazoa; Chordata; Actinopteri; Perciformes; Serranidae. The record is from RefSeq and is a predicted model, not a curated record. The coding region runs from base 29 to 1039 and encodes 336 amino acids.